This is a messenger RNA of Macrosiphum euphorbiae (potato aphid), 501 nucleotides long. NCBI's taxonomy places the organism in Eukaryota, Metazoa, Arthropoda, Insecta, Hemiptera, Aphididae. The record is from the annotation of a GenBank genome assembly.
AUGGAUGACAAUUUAAUACAGAUGGAUGACAAUAUAAUACAGAUGGAUGACGAUAUAUUACACAUGAAUGAAGAGGAAACAGACAACAUAGAUAUAGAUAAUAUUUCAAUAGUUAGUCAAUUACCAACUUUACCUCCAAGAGUUCCAAAAAGAGGACGUCCAAAAGGUAAAGACAAAACUGCUAUUGGUAUCUCAAGACGAAAAAAGGUUUCAGGUUUAGUUCCUUUUGAAAAACUUGAUGUUUUGACGAGACAUUUUGAAAUGUUAAUUUGGUUUGUGGAUAAGGAUGUGGCCAGUAUUGCGGUAUCUGGAAAUGGAUUUAUAAGUGAAACAGCAAUUGAAAAUAAUCCAAAUAAUAUACAUUGUGCUGUUUUAGACAGUAACCUUGCGAUUGAUGAUAUCAAAAGGUAUUUUGACAGCGACGGCUGGGCUGCUCUCCAACAAGUUGUGGAUAUAAAGCGAAUAAAUCCAACAAAUAGCCACUUCCAUUUUAAUUUAUAA